This is a messenger RNA of Penicillium daleae, 549 nucleotides long. Its product is annotated as alpha-L-arabinofuranosidase A. The record is from RefSeq and is a predicted model, not a curated record. Gene Ontology annotation, molecular function: alpha-L-arabinofuranosidase activity. The transcript is spliced from 3 exons. The coding region runs from base 1 to 549 and encodes 182 amino acids. Gene Ontology annotation, biological process: L-arabinose metabolic process. NCBI's taxonomy places the organism in Eukaryota, Fungi, Ascomycota, Eurotiomycetes, Eurotiales, Aspergillaceae.
AUGUGGAUCUUCGAUCUUGAAGCCUUCACAUCGUUCGACCAGACACAGGGCAGCUGCAGCGAGGCUGUCUACAUGAUGGGCAUGGAGCGAAACAGUGACAUCGUGCAAAUGGCAGCUUACGCGCCUCUCCUGGCACACUUCGGGUUUAUAUCGUGGUCGCCUACCAUGUACGGUUUCAACUCAAGUCCCGAGACGCUCACCCUCUCAACAUCCUAUUACGUGCAACAGAUGUUCUCAUCCAACAAGGGAGGCACGGUCCUUCCAGUAAACUCGACGGCAGAUUUUGGUCCACUUUACUGGGUGGCUACGAAGACGGUUUCGAAGAACUAUAUGAAGCUGGCAAACUACGGACCGGAUCAGCAGAAUGUCACUGUUAGCAUUCCGAAGACUGAAUCAGGAAGGCUGGAGAUGCUGGCUGGUUCUCAGAACGAGGGCAAUCAGCCUUGCAAUGUGACGGUUAUGCCAGUUACCACGAAGUUGAAGAGCGAUUAUGGGAAUUAUUCAGUGACUAUGGAACCCUGGGCUGUCGCAGUGUUGGCUGCGACGUGA